Molecule: messenger RNA, 1434 nt
Organism: Drosophila innubila
Lineage: Eukaryota; Metazoa; Arthropoda; Insecta; Diptera; Drosophilidae
Gene: Rpt6
Product: 26S proteasome regulatory subunit 8
Exons: 3
Coding region: 139-1356 (405 amino acids)
Biological process (GO): proteasome-mediated ubiquitin-dependent protein catabolic process
Cellular component (GO): proteasome regulatory particle, base subcomplex
Molecular function (GO): ATP binding; ATP hydrolysis activity; proteasome-activating activity
Source: RefSeq, a predicted model, not a curated record
ACACACACACUCAUAAAAAAAAGGCAGACUUGCCGAGUCAUAAUCAAAAACUUAACAGGCAUUGAGAUUAAUUGCAAACGAAAUCUCCAAUAGUAAUUCUUGAUUUAAAGGCAAAUCAACUUAAGAAUUGAGAGCAAUAUGACGCUCACAAAUCGGAUGGAUACGGAAUCGGCCUAUCACAAAGGCGAAGGCUUCCGUUCAUAUUACAUACAAAAAAUUGAGGAACUGCAGCUGAUUGUGGCCGAGAAAAGCCAAAACCUACGUCGCCUGCAGGCUCAGCGCAAUGAGCUUAAUGCCAAAGUGCGUAUGCUGAGGGAGGAGCUGCAAUUGUUGCAGGAGCAGGGCAGCUAUGUGGGCGAGGUUGUCAAGCCGAUGGACAAGAAGAAGGUGCUGGUCAAGGUGCAUCCCGAGGGUAAAUUUGUUGUCGACCUGGAUAAGAACAUUGACAUCAAUGAUGUGACCCCGAAUUGUCGUGUUGCAUUGCGCAAUGAGAGCUACACAUUGCACAAGAUCCUGCCCAAUAAGGUGGAUCCAUUGGUGUCGCUGAUGAUGGUGGAGAAGGUGCCCGAUUCGACCUAUGAAAUGGUUGGCGGCUUGGAUAAACAGAUCAAGGAAAUCAAAGAGGUCAUUGAACUGCCAGUCAAGCAUCCCGAACUCUUCGAUGCUUUGGGCAUUGCCCAGCCAAAGGGUGUACUGCUCUAUGGACCACCCGGUACGGGUAAAACAUUGUUAGCUCGUGCUGUUGCCCAUCACACCGAGUGCACCUUCAUCCGUGUCUCGGGCUCUGAGCUGGUGCAAAAGUUCAUUGGCGAGGGAUCACGUAUGGUCCGUGAAUUGUUUGUGAUGGCACGCGAGCAUGCACCAUCGAUUAUAUUUAUGGAUGAGAUCGAUUCCAUUGGCUCGUCACGUAUUGAAUCCGGCUCCGGUGGCGACUCUGAGGUGCAGCGUACCAUGUUGGAGCUGCUCAAUCAGCUGGACGGCUUUGAGGCGACCAAAAACAUUAAAGUCAUCAUGGCCACCAAUCGCAUUGAUAUACUGGAUCCAGCCUUGUUACGUCCCGGUCGCAUUGAUCGUAAAAUUGAAUUCCCGCCACCAAACGAGGAGGCACGUCUGGAUAUUCUUAAGAUUCAUUCACGUAAAAUGAAUCUAACGCGUGGCAUUAAUCUGCGCAAGAUUGCCGAACUGAUGCCAGGUGCAUCCGGUGCCGAGGUGAAGGGUGUGUGCACCGAGGCGGGCAUGUAUGCGCUGCGUGAGCGUCGUGUCCACGUUACCCAGGAGGAUUUCGAGAUGGCCGUGGCCAAGGUGAUGCAAAAGGACUCGGAGAAGAACAUGUCCAUCAAGAAGCUGUGGAAGUAAACCUCAACACACACACAUUAUCUUUUAAACAACAACUACGAUUACGUUUAAUUUCACAAAAUAUAUAAUUUGAAAAAA